AUGGCCAGCUACGCGGGAAUACUGCUCCAGUCCUUCGACACCUUCUCGGCGUGGAAGGCCGGCUUCUUGGAGGCGUGUCCUUUUCGCGCGUACUACUCGCACUCCAACUUUGACGACGUGGACGCAGAGCUACGAGCUUUCGGCCACACUCUUGUCACCAACGGCGAAGACGAGCGCGUGCUCGCAGCUCUCGAGGCGUUUAUCACGCAAGGGCGGCCCCGACGCGCCAACGAAGCGCACGCGUACCUCGUCUCUGCGAUCCAUCCGCGUCUCCACAGCGUCGUCGCUGGCACGAGUGAUCCGCGCGAGCUCUGGUUGUCGCUGCUCACCAAGGAGCAGCCAAGCUUGCUUGGGUCUCUCGACAGCCUCCUGCAUCCACCGCGGGUGGCCGAUGGUGUCGAUGUGUUUCUUCGGGGUGUCUCCAACGCGGCGGACGCCUUCCUCUCGCCCCUUCUGCACUUCAAGCCACCGUGCGUUAUGCUCUUGAGUACCGUCGAGAUGGACCGCUUUGAGGCGUACAAGGCACUGGUCGCCACGCGCUUGGAAACGGCGUUCCUCGCGCACCACUGGCGCACUCAAGUGCUGAGCGACGUGUCGUCCAUCGAACGCAUGGAUAAGGCUGCGCUGACACAGCACAUCAAGUCGGCGCGUCCCGUGCUCCAAGAAGCAAAAGACGAACCUGCCACCGCCGCGCGCUGGGUUGGAGGUGCCAACGAGACGUGUGACUAUUGCGUCAAGCUCCACUCGACCAAGACGUGCACCAAUUUGCACCGCGCAAUCUUGAGUGGCAAGGUCACGACGGGCAAGGCGCCGCCACGGCGCAAGCAGUACUUCAAGCUUCCACCUGACUACUGCUGCCGCUACUGUCUUCUUUCCAUGCGCGUCGUCGUCGACCACUGCACGGCCGGCUGCGACCGCUUGCGCACCGACAUGAUGAGCGACCACGUCGAUCGACACUUCAAGCCCGUCGGCGACCAUGACUGGCCCAAACUGCGGCCCAGCGAUUGGGACUCGUACCUAGUCAAGACCGAGAACGAGUACAAGCAAGCGCGCCAGUUGUACUCGACGCUCGAGUUGGAGCCAGGAAGUAUGCGGCUCGAAGCAAAACCAGCUGCCCCGACGCAUCACGAAACGCCGACGCCAGCCCCCGCUCCGAUCGCCGUACCGACGCCAGCUCGCGCUCCGAUCCAAGUGCCACGGCAAGCUCACGUGCCGAACGAUGUGUUAGCCCACACACCGAUCGAGGAGGCACCGGGGAGCAGCAGUAAGCGCCGUCGAUUGAGCUUCAGCUCGGACGAUGAAGACCAUUUUCAAGGGUGUGUCGUGCAAUAG
This is a messenger RNA of Saprolegnia parasitica CBS 223.65, 1332 nucleotides long. RefSeq lists its product as hypothetical. The transcript has a single exon. Bases 1 to 1332 code for a protein of 443 amino acids. NCBI's taxonomy places the organism in Eukaryota, Oomycota, Saprolegniomycetes, Saprolegniales, Saprolegniaceae. The record is from RefSeq and is a predicted model, not a curated record.